Drosophila hydei is the source of this 857-nucleotide messenger RNA. RefSeq lists its product as uncharacterized. The coding region runs from base 104 to 505 and encodes 133 amino acids. The record is from RefSeq and is a predicted model, not a curated record. The transcript is spliced from 3 exons. NCBI's taxonomy places the organism in Eukaryota, Metazoa, Arthropoda, Insecta, Diptera, Drosophilidae.
AGCUAGUUUCUAUGGACUGUCAUAACAGUUAACAUAAUCACAAUAUAUAUUCAACGAACAGACACAACUAUAAAAGCGAUUUUAUUCAAGCACAACAUUCAACAUGUCGUCCGGCUCAUCCAAUAUCGAUCCCAGCGAGUUCAAUGAGGCCAGUGUGAGUGCGGUCGACGCGCACAUUGGCCCCCAGAAUGCAGUGCAGGAGAUGCCGCCGACCGAGAUGCCGAGAACAACGCCGCGAUCGGUCCAUUCGCGUGGCUCCAAUGGGCAUGGACGGCGGUUGCGGCAGCGUGUGUCGACGCCAUCGAUCGGCACUCAGUAUCGCAUCUGGGUCUAUCAGCCGAUAUAUGAGCCACACCCGAAUCGACACACGCUCAAUCGCAUCAUAUUCUCGAUAGCUCGAGCCUUGCGCACUCGUCGCUCGGUGCCGGCCCAGCCAGGUCAGCAUCCGGGCGUCAUCUACAGACGCAACGCGGACCUGAUAACCAUUGAUGUUGAGCGGGAAUAAGUGCUAGUGAUCUAAGAAAUAUACUAACUGACAAAGCUACUCUGCCGGUAUGGACGUGGCUAGCAUGACGAAUUUACACAGAUAGCAGAUAUAAUAGAAAAAUUAUUAGACGGUAAUUCGGAUAAACAAAUAUUCAAGAAGCAGACGAUUUCGAGGAGGUUUUCACAUGUCAAGAUCGCAGUCAAGUGAGCGCUUUAUAUAUAUAUCAUCUAGCUACAGCAUGCAUCGCCUAUGGUGUUCCAGCGAUAAAGGCCCACAGCAGCAAGUUAGUUCGGAACAUGGAAACGCCUGUCGAAGAUUAUAUAUUCAUUAUAAUUAUUUGUUUAAAGCUGAAAAGAGAAAAAAAAUCAGU